Molecule: messenger RNA, 2166 nt
Organism: Closterium sp. NIES-65
Lineage: Eukaryota; Viridiplantae; Streptophyta; Zygnematophyceae; Desmidiales; Closteriaceae
Source: the annotation of a GenBank genome assembly
AUGUUCCCCCAUUCCCCGCUCCCCCAUUCCCUAAUCCCCCAUUCCCCGCUCCCAAGUUUCCUGUCCCCCGAUUCCCUUACCCCCAAUCCUUGUCCCCCCAUUCCCUGCUCCCCCAUCCCCUGUUCCCACAUUCUCCGCUCCCCCGUUCCCGGUCCCCCAAUUCCCCGUCCUCCCAUUCCCCGUUCCCUCAUCCCCUGCUCCCCCAUCCCCUGCUCCCCCAUCCCCUGCUCCCCCAUUCCCUGUCCCCUAGCUCCCUGCUCCCCCCUUUCCCUACCCGCUGUCUUUCUUUUCCCCUGCUUACCCAUUGCUUCCCCUCCUUCUCCCCACUGCUUCCCCUCCUCCUCCCCCCUGCUUCCCCUCCUUCUCCCCCCUGCUUCCCCUCCUUCUCCCCCUUGCUUCCCCUCCUCCCCCCUGCUUACACCCUUCUUCCCCCUUUCCCCUCUCCUCCAUACGCCCAUCAGCCUCCCUUUCCCCGCUCUUCCCAUCUCUACCUUACUACCUUCACUACCUUACGCCCUGACGCCCCCUUUCCCAUCGAUUCCAGGCACCAUUACUCCCGCUCUCACCUCUCAAACUUACACCCUUGUCCCCCCUUUCCCCUCUCUGCCUUAUCCCCCUCUUGCCGUUCUCCACCUUACGCCCUGCUUCCCCUUUCCCCCUCUCUGCCCUACAUCCUUCUCCCCCUUUGUUCAGCCUGCCUUACCGCCUUCUACCGCCUUUCCCCCCUCAUCACUUACGCCAUUCCCCCCCCAUUUCCCCUCUUCCAUACCCCCUUCUCCCCCCUUCCCCCUCUCCUCCUUACGCCCGUAUACUGCCUUUUACCCGUCUCCUGCCCUUCCCCUCUCCACCUUUCAACCGUCUUCACCCCUUCCCCUCCCUGCCAUUACAGCCUUCUGUAAAACUCUCCUCGAUCUGCCUUGCGCCCUUAUUCCCCCCGUUCCCUCUCUUCCCUACUCCCUUUCCCCGUUACACCACUCUUCCCUUCCCCCAUUUCCCUCUCUUCCGAACACCCUUCUUCCCCUUCCCCCCUCUUGUCCUUACGCCCUGCGUCUCCCUUCCCCUUCUCUCCUUACACUUUCUUAUUGCACCAUGAGUUCUCUGCCUAACGCCCUGCUUCCCCCUGCUACCCCCUUCAUCUUCCUCUCCCCACUCUGCAUUACCCCCUCCAUUCACGUUUCCACCCACGGUGCCAUACGCCCUGCUUCCUCCUUUUCCCUCUCGUCCCUACACCCUUCUUCCCCCUCACCCCUCUCUGCCACGGGUCAACCCCCUUUCCCCUCUCAUCUUUCCAUCCCUACCCUACACCCCUCUUCCCCCUUUCCACACCCUAACUACCCCCUUUCCCUUUUCUGCCCUUCCCCCUUCUUCCCCCCGUGGCCUCGCUUCCAUACUGCCGGGUUUUCCCUCGUAACUUCACUCCCUGCCAUACUCCCUGCUUUCCCGCUUCCCUCACUUGUCUACACCCUUCUUCCCCCUCUCGCUCCAUGUGCCCUCUCACGCAGCUAUCUCCAUGCUCCACCCCUUGCCCUCUCGUGCUACGCUGUCGACUGUCCUCUCGCGCCUAAAUCACCUUCUCCCAAUUACCAUUCUCUCUUUCAAACUCCAUCUGCUCCCUCUCCUCCCUCUGUCCCAUCUCCCCUCCCUGUUCUAAUUCCCCUCGCCAACACAGCGCCCUACGCGUCGGCUCCUCUACACCUCUCUGCUCAAAGUCUCCAAUCCGCGACACUCGGCGCCGCCGCGCCACUCCUUGGGGUAGGCCUCUCCGCUCUGACUUCCCUCACGCCCCACCCUGCCUUACUCCCCCCUCCGCCUUCCUUUUCUCAACCCCCUGCUCUCUCUCCUCCCGUCACAAAUGCUACUCCGGAACCGCUCCUCCCCCUCUUCGGCUCCCAGCCCUCUAUCCCUUCAAAGCCAUCUCUCCCCUCCUUGCCCUCCCUCGACCCCUUGCACUCCCCUCCCUCCCUUCCCUCCCUCCUCUCAACAAUCUGUUGCCCCUGUCCCACCGUCGUGUUGCAAUCUGUCCUGUCCCCAAUCCCACGCUCUUUCAUCUCCGUGCUCGUCGUGCCCCCUCGCUAUCCUGUUCCAACCCUGGCGACCCCCUCCAUGCUCGUCGCCCUUCCCCACCCUUUCAAACCAGUCUACCACUCUCUCCUGCCAUUAGUGUGA